CCUAGCGCCCCUCCGCUGGCGGGUGGUUGGAGGCCGCGGCGGCUGCGCAUUGAGCAGCUUCCUGCCUUACGACCCGAGCUUGCUUCUCCGCUGCGGGACGCGCGGCGUGGAGACAGCGCUUGACAGUGUCUGCCGUUUGCCGGGCGGGGAGAGCUGGUUUGUGACUCGCACAGGGAUAAUGCUGAAAGGAAUGACAAGGCUUGUCUCCAGGGUCCAUAAGUUGGACCCUGGACGUUUUUUGCACUCAGGGACCCAGGCACCCCAGUGCCUUGUUGCUCACUUGGAUAACCAGGUUCCAACUGAGAGUCCCAGAGCUAUUUCCCGCACUCUUGAGAACGAUCCGGCCAAGCAUGGGGAGCAGCAUGUGGGUCAGCACUACAACAUAUCCAUCCAAGAACUGAAGACUGUGUUCCCCCACGGCCUGCCUCCUCGCUUCGUGAUGCAGGUGAAGACAUUCAAUGAAGCUUGCCUGAUGGUAAGGAAACCAGCCCUCGAGCUUCUGCAUUACCUGAAAAACACCAAUUUUGCUCACCCAGCCGUACGAUAUGUUCUCUAUGGCGAGAAGGGAACAGGAAAAACCCUCAGUCUUUGCCAUGUUAUUCAUUUCUGUGCAAAACAAGACUGGCUGAUACUGCAUAUUCCAGAUGCUCAUCUUUGGGUGAAAAACUGCCGGGAUCUUCUGCAGUCCACCUACAACAAACAACGCUUUGAUCAACCUUUAGAAGCUUCAGUCUGGCUGAAGAAUUUCAAAACUGCAAAUGAGCGUUUCUUGAGUCAGAUAAAAGUUCAAGACAAGUAUGUCUGGAAUAAGCGAGAAAGCACUGAGAAAGGCAGUCCUCUGGCAGAAGUAGUUGAACAGGGCAUAAUGCGAGUGAGGAAUGCCACAGAUGCAGUUGGGAUUGUGCUUAAAGAGCUGAAGAGGCAAAGUUCUCUGGGUAUUUUUCGCCUCCUGGUGGCGGUGGAUGGAGUCAAUGCUCUCUGGGGAAGGACCACACUGAAAAGAGAAGAUAAAAGCCCGAUUGCCCCAGAAGAACUAGCCCUUAUUUACAACCUGAGGAAAAUGGUGAAAAAUGAUUGGCAAGGAGGUGCCAUUGUGUUGACUGUGAGCCAGACUGGGUCUCUCUUUCAGCCCCGGAAAGCCUAUCUGCCCCAGGAGCUGCUGGGAAAGGAAGGAUUUGAUACCCUGGAUCCCUUUAUUCCCAUCCUGGUUUCCAAUUAUAACCCAAAGGAAUUUGAAGCUUGUAUUCAGUAUUAUUUGGAGAACAAUUGGCUUCAGCAUGAGAAAGCUCAUACAGAAGAAGGGAAGAAGGAGCUGCUGUUCUUAAGUAACAGGAAUCCCGGGCUGCUGGAGCGGCUCUGUGCCUACCUCUAAGCCCUGGUCACAAAGUGCGUGGAAGACAAUGGAUGUUUCUUUAAUGGACCAGUCAGAUGGGAAGCCCCACAGUAUACAAGAGCAGCCCGGCGCUGCACGCGGGCGCCAACAGGACUGCAGUCAGCUCCCAGCCUUUGUUGCAGUGGGUUCCUUGUAAGGGGCCCGUGCUGGCAACAGGAUGUCCUAAAAGCAACGCUGGUUUAUUAGCUGUGGGUUUCACAUUUUAAAUAAUCAUGUAGCUUUUCCUUAAAAAUUAAAUUAUGUUUCUUAAAGUGUUGUGUUAUAAGAUGGAAAGAGCCUAUUUGCAAUUGGUCAAACUGAAUUUCUUUGGCAUUCUGCUUGUUGAGGCUCUGAAGAGACUCAAUUCUACAGAAAUUUUCCAGUCUUUAUUCAGUUUAUGAGAUUGGGACUCACAGCUUGACUUAUCUCUCCCAGACCAUUCACUUCUUUACUUUUAUCAUGGUCCCUAAGAAGUUUCCUCAAACUCCAGCUGAGUCUGGCAGCUUUGUAUGGUACAGCCCCUUUCUACAGCUUCCUGAAAGAAGUAAGUUCUAAACCCCCAGCGUAGGGGUCCCCAACUGUAAGGAUCUAAUGCCUGACGAUCUGAGGUGGAGCUGAUGUGAUACGAAUAGAAAUAAAGUGCACAGCAGGGCUUUCCUGGAGGUCCAGGGGGUAAGAAUCUGCCUUGUAGUUUGCGGGACACCUGUUCAAUCUCUUGUCUGGAUCCAGCAUGCCCCUGGGCGACAAAGCCUGGACGUCACAACUACUGAGCCCACACUCAAGAGUCCACAGCCACAGCUGCUGAGGCCGAAGCACCUGGAGCCUGUUCUCUGCAGCGAGAAGCCCUCGCGCCCCAGUGA
Messenger RNA from Budorcas taxicolor (takin), 2232 nucleotides. It is a transcript of the gene DAP3, whose product is annotated as death associated protein 3. Lineage: Eukaryota; Metazoa; Chordata; Mammalia; Artiodactyla; Bovidae. Gene Ontology annotation, biological process: apoptotic process. Gene Ontology annotation, cellular component: mitochondrial ribosome; mitochondrial small ribosomal subunit. The transcript is spliced from 13 exons. The coding region runs from base 179 to 1372 and encodes 397 amino acids. The record is from RefSeq and is a predicted model, not a curated record. Gene Ontology annotation, molecular function: structural constituent of ribosome.